GCCCGUUUGAGUAAAAGCCCAAUUCUGAUGGUCAAGAUGAGACCAAGAUGCAAUUUAUUUAUUUAUAUAUAAACCCUAGUUUCAAACGCAAAACCUAAUCGGUGUGUCUCCAGCAGCCUGUGUUCUUUCCGAUGGGGGCGUACAAGUACGUGUCAGAGCUAUGGAGGAAGAAGCAGUCCGAUGUGAUGAGGUUUCUACAGAGGGUGAGAUGCUGGGAAUAUCGCCAACAUCCAUCAAUUGUCCGCGUCAAUCAUCCCACUCGCCCGGAUAAAGCUCGGCGUCUUGGUUACAAAGCCAAGCAGGGUUAUGUGGUUUACAGGGUACGAGUGAGACGUGGUGGUAGGAAGAGGCCUGUUCCUAAGGGUAUUGUUUAUGGGAAGCCAACAAACCAGGGUGUUACCCAAUUGAAGUUCCAGCGCAGCAAGCGAUCGGUUGCAGAAGAACGGGCAGGGCGAAAGUUGGGUGGUUUGAGAGUUCUUAAUUCUUACUGGAUCAACGAGGAUUCUACCUACAAAUACUAUGAAGUGAUAUUGGUUGAUGUUGCCCAUAAUGCGAUUCGCAAUGACCCGAGAAUCAAAUGGAUCUGCAAUCCAGUCCACAAGCACAGGGAGCUCAGAGGACUCACGUCAGCUGGCAAGAAGUACAGGGGUCUUCGAGGAAAAGGACAUUUGCACCACAAAGCCAGGCCUUCUCGCCGGGCAACCUGGAAGAGGAACAACACUCUCUCACUGCGUCGAUACCGUUGAUUUUGGUAUUGUUUUCCUCUGUUUUGGUAUUUUUAUUAUGAGCAUUCUGUUUGUUGAGGAAUGUAGUGGAAGAAGUUACUUCAAUUAAAAAGUUUUGAACUUCAUAAUUUACAUUGAGAUUUGUCAGGAUGUUUCUAAACUAAGCUAAGUAACUACUUUUGAGUUCAUUGCAAUUAAUGUAUUUUCUUUUUAUA
Molecule: messenger RNA, 940 nt
Organism: Cucumis melo (muskmelon)
Lineage: Eukaryota; Viridiplantae; Streptophyta; Magnoliopsida; Cucurbitales; Cucurbitaceae
Product: 60S ribosomal protein L15-2
Exons: 4
Coding region: 132-746 (204 amino acids)
Biological process (GO): cytoplasmic translation
Cellular component (GO): cytosolic large ribosomal subunit; ribosome
Molecular function (GO): RNA binding; structural constituent of ribosome
Source: RefSeq, a predicted model, not a curated record